This is a messenger RNA of Phytophthora nicotianae INRA-310, 6886 nucleotides long. RefSeq lists its product as hypothetical. The transcript has a single exon. The coding region runs from base 1 to 6828 and encodes 2275 amino acids. Lineage: Eukaryota; Oomycota; Peronosporomycetes; Peronosporales; Peronosporaceae. Gene Ontology annotation, cellular component: cell cortex; site of polarized growth. The record is from RefSeq and is a predicted model, not a curated record. Gene Ontology annotation, biological process: cell morphogenesis.
AUGAAGCGCGGCACGGGUCGGGAUUCCAGCGGUGACACCGCUCUUCGCGAGCUGGAGCGCGCGUUGGACGCGUUCAUGGCUACACACGUCACCACUGCAGCCAACUUCUUAGCCGCCAAGAGCGGAGACGAAUGUAGCCAUCUUCUCGAGGACACCCAACUGGACGUUGAUCAGGACCAAAAUUCAACUGAAAUGACCCAUUUCCAGCGUGAUUUAAGACGUCUACAAUGUAUGAGCUCGGUAGUCACUACUCAGCGAGGACCUGGAAGUGUUGUGAGUAUUGGAAGACUGUUACUAUCAUGGCUACAAACUGUCGAGAGCUCCAGUGCCGCUGCAGUGGCAUCUACUGCUGUAGCUUUACCUCCAUCCGCAGCAGAAACAGCUCGAGCAGCAGAACAAGCGCAACAACAGUCUCCACUUGACCCCGUGGCUUCGUGGCUGGUGGCAACACUGCUGAAAAUCGUCUUCCAAGUGCCUCAAAUGGGUACAAACGCCGAUAUUAAGUCUGCAGAACGCGCUGCAAUGGAUGAACUAGUGAAUAUCGUUGUGACUCGGUGCUUAUUAUCCUUCCACCGAUCGUGGCAAGCAGAUGAAGAGACUCAACGCCGACUAAGAGCCGAAAGCUCUGGGAAUUUAUUCUCCUACUUAACGAUGCGGAAGGCUAAGCCCAAGACGCCAAGCACAUCUGGCGCUCCCAGUGCUGUAGCCAUUUGCUUAACGUGCAUCACUGAAGCUGGACUCAUUUGGGGACACGUUUUGGGUCUCGCAGCAGGUUUAGCCCCUGAUGUGGCUCGGAUUAAGCUGCAGAAUGAGAUCUUUACUCGGAGUACACUUUGGAACGCGACGAAGCCAUUUGGAGACAUCUCUGUGCAUCCAUAUUUGAAGCAUUUAACCCAUAUCCGACUUGGCUUAGCACCAACAAAGACUCAUCCUAGUCUUACAUUAACUACUCGGAUGUCCGAUGCAGCAAGAUGGCUACGUUUGGUGAUGCCUUUGUUACUAAAGCCUCAUCGCUCUCACGUCCGCAGUGCUUGCGCUCAUCUGAUCUCCCAAUUGCUCAUUAGAGAACUCUAUUCACUCAAUCGACUGGAACUCAGCGUAGUUUACACGUCUACUGGGAGUGAGUGGAGUCGCUGUAUCAGUGAUCUCCACGCCGCAGCGCUUCGAUUAACCGAUAGCGCCAAGAAGAAGAGUCGAGGGCGUUCUCAACAGCACCUAGAGGCUUCUGCUUGGGCUCUUCGAACUGUCGUGUUAGCUCUCGCUCCAGGGGAGAUUUUCACGCGAUACUGGCGAGAAGAUGUCCUAGCUCUUUUGAGACUGCAGUAUCAUUUGAACCAAGAUGCCAGUGCUAAUGGAGCCACGUCGUACAAUGUACUACCGAGUCUGGAAUUGAGUUUCACGUACAUGAUGCAUCGUCAUUUCUUACUACGAGACUCGGGUGCUAUCACUGCUGGAGCGCCAUCAGAUUCCGACUGUAUGGAGAUCAUCAACACGACCCAAGCGUGGGGAUUCUUCUCCUUGCCGCGGUUAAAAACACAGAACUCGAGCAGCACUGUUAUUAGCAGCUUUACAGCACUCAAAACGAUCGCGUUGCCUGCGUUAGUGCAUGUAUCACGAGCCAUCGCGGCGUACAACAUGGCGUACACUGUACAGAGUCAUUUACGCCGUUUACUGGCGGAAUCGGUAGGUGUUGGAGACCCACAGAAGCUGGUGGGCCUUGAAGCACUCGCAGACUUACUGUCUCAGCCUCCAAGCGAUGAGAAUACUGUAAACUUCCAAGUGAACCACAACGACCUGCUCGCCAGUAACCAAAUGAUCGGAGAACUGGUUGGUCGUGUUCUGUUGGAAUGCAGUACGCGUAUCGGUCAUAAGCUGCUCACAGAGAUCCCCGUGACCCUAAACAAGAAGGAUAAACUGCAGUUUUUCGAUGAUGACGACGGGGACGAGGAAGAACACUGCAAGAACCCGACGCAUGCUGUUGCAGUGGCUACAUUCGCGUCAGCAUUGAGUUUGAUGCCGACUUUGUAUGCGCACAUAUCACUCAGUAACGAGCAAAAGUUGCUGCUACUUGUGCGUACCAGCGUGAAUGCAGAACGAGUGGUGCAUCGUCGCGCUCAUGAGGCUCUUCUGGGUCUUAUUGGACCUCAAAAACCUCACUCGACUGAGCCUCUACCCCCUGGAGCCGGGGUGGUUAUCCGUGCGUUAACCGACUACAUCAUGCGGAUGCAUGUGAGCAGCACAACAGCCGUAAGCGACGCAGCAGGAGCCAUUAUCAUCUUACGACUGCUAAGUGUACUGCUGGAGCCAUCUCGAGCUGCAGUGACGCGCUGGGAGAGCCCUCGAGCCAGAUUCGAGGCGUUAAUCCAAGUAGAAGCCAUCGCUAUUUAUCUUCUAGCUCGUGGCGAUGACAACGUUGAAGCCGAGCAAUUACUGCGCCUUGCAGCGUUAGAGACUCUUCAAGUCGCACAUGAAGCACGAUUACGGUGUUCUGAGUCCGCUAUUAGAGACUCGAUACAGUUGCCCCUAAUUGACCGCCCAAGUGUAUGGACACUCCUCAACGAGCUCGAUCCUGAGCUCAACACUGCGUUCUUCACCUUCAAACCGGAUCAAUCACAAGCAAAUACCGUAGACAAUCUCUCAUCACUUCGUCGUUUGAUCUUCGACACGUCCGAGCGCCAUAGUUUUCGUUGGUCUCUGUGUCUCGCCCGUAUCUUCCGAACUCUAACACGACGAGCACCUGAUGUGACGGCGUACAUUUGGGCGGAUGUAGCUGACAAAGUCGCAAAACUGGAACCUGUACUAUCCGUCACUCCUAUUGUGGAUUUCACACAUAAUCAACGAGAAUUAGCUCGAUGGCGAAACCUCGCAUUGUUAGCCACCGUAUCAGCAUGUCAAAUGCUACAGACCCAGACUCGAAAGACUGAAGUGUCCGAGAAUUCAUCGGAACCGCCCAGUGUUGCGCCGUCCACGAUUGUGGCUACACUUGUACGUCAACUCGCGUGUUAUUUACGCAGUACCAACGUCGGACAACGCAAUGCUGCAGUGUUAGUAUUGGGACAUUCGGGAUCGGUAGCGUUACCAACACUGCUGGAUGUACUUGGACGGCUCGAAGCUGAAGCGUUUACUGCGCCUAGUAACGGAGAACAAGAGCCCGACAGUACACCAACACAGAAUGCUGUCCGUUCACGCAGUAUUAGGACGUCGAAGCUUCCGAAGAAAAAGAUGCUAGAGCUGCAACACGCUCGGGUAACACAACUAACUCUACAAUGGGCUAUUGGUCGAUGCUACCGGCUUUUGCUAGAGUCACGAACACGUGGACAGAACGACAAUGAAGAUCCGGAGCCUGGAAGUUCCGUGAACGAGCGUCUGCGUCGUGCUGUAUCUACAUUUCUAGCCAAGGUGAUGGCUACAUUUGAGGACACCAGCGCUUCUGUUGAUACCAGUGAGGCAAGUGAAGGAUCAUUGACCUUCAAUUCCACGUCGCCGGAGGAGCACCCUGUGCUUCUGAUGGUUCAACUUGACUUUAUCGCAAAUUUACGGUCACUGUUACUGCAUUCCAAUGCAGCCACCCAACCAGUACUGCAGUUACCGCAUGAUAAGUUAGCAGCACUGUUACUCACUUGGUGCGGAUCGUUCGACAAGGAUCUCGCUGAUAGAGCGUUGGCAGGAUACCUUAACGCUGGCUUCAUAUCUCCAAAGGCAGGACAUGAACUCUAUUCUUACUGGAUGCAGCAGUGCGAUGUCUAUACUGCUCGCGAUGGGCAAAUACUCUAUCCUUGGAUAUGGAUCGAUAACCAGCAUCAACUCCUUGGGUCUGUAAGUAAUACAUGCACUACGUCUCGACUGGUGGCUCAAUAUUUCAUUUGUCAUCGCGCUUUCUCCACUUUAGCGGAUUUACUUCGCAGCAGUCUUCAAUCAUCCGAUAGAAUUGCGACUUGGGACGGCGAGAGUGUUGUGACAUGGCUUGAUUCCUGUUUCAGCGUGGAUAGCGUCGCGUUUAAACAUUUCAAUGAUCUCCAUCACUUCGCACAACGAGCUUUACAUGCUCUACUGGAACUGCCUCCCGGGAGCUCUCGAUUCAAUCAUGCGGUUAAACGGAGUCUUGAUAAAGCGACUUGUACUGCAAACUCAGAGCUUCGAGUCGCUCGACAGUAUCUUGAAGCUCUUGGAGCUUCCAGUGAAGUGAUGAGCUUCUUCCGUUCUCUUCUAAAUCGACUACAAGAGCGACGUGAUGUUCAAGAUAAAGAGGAGUUAUACCUUGCUGUUCGGCUUCUCCAUGUAUUGCUACUUCAUGUUGGUCUUCCACGGGAUGACAAGUUGGUUCAGCAUCGUCAACUGAUACUGGAUAUGGUGGCAGCUCUCGUUUGCGACCCUGACGCGAGUGGAGAUGACGAGUCUGCAGCUACUCGCUGGGGGUUGCAGGCUUACUACAGUCCCAGUCUGGAUGGGCACGUCGCUGGUCGAUUGCAAGUAAGCGUUUCAGCUCUGUUAGCGUCUCGGUUCUCACUGCUGAGUUUACGUGUCAGUCUCGCAAUUCUACGCUCAAUAUCGACCAGUUCGCUGCAGAACAGAGAAGAGAUCACUCAGCAGCGACAGAUGCUUGCUGCGGUGUUGCCCUGGGUCGCUGAAGUACCUCUAAACGAGCCAAAAGAGACCAACAGUAGACCAGCCGAGCUGCUAGAGUUACUAUUCAACCUCACUGCUGUUCUUGGAGAUUCGUGUGGAGAACAGCUCGAUCAUAUCUGGCUGACUCUAGCGUUCUCUAGCAACGGAGAAGACGCGAAUCUCCGCGAAAUCGUCAGCUUUUUGUACGCACAACAACGUAAGACCAAGCUCCCGUCUGAGACGGCAAAAAUGGUCAUGUGGUGGCUGUGUCGAUGGCAGGAUGCAGCGUCUGACGUGUUGCGUUUACUUCUGCUUCAGCUGCCAAUAGGAUCCGAUAGUGAAGUUGCGACUGCAUUGGACGAGUUGGGAGCUCUCGUGACGUUGGCUAGCGACACGAGUUGCCAUCUUCAAACUUCCACCAGCGACGUACAAGCGUUAGCUGUUCACUUGGUGCACUUGUCACUCACGACGCUUUUCGCGGUGUUGGAAGACGAAAAAGUCGAUGAAAAAGUGUCAAGCAGCAUCCGGCAGCAUUGCCACAUUCUUCUACACUCAAUCUUACCGCUUCUGGAAGCCCCACGAGGUCUUCUCGCAGCAGCAUUAAGUCUUAUCCAAGCGUCCACAUCGACAAUCAAUCGUGACGAGAAAAACACUCAGCUUGAAGACUUUCUAGAGGCUCUACGAGCUCUCGCCGUGUGCUUAUCGACCAGCGAAAUCCAGAUCUGGAGCGAGUUGUGCGUACAAGAGAUCGCCUUAUCCAUUUCACCCGAGACUUCAUCGCCAUUCGAGAGCUUGGAUCCGAUACGAAAGUCCUUACCACAUGAAGUGUGCGUACGCUUCGCCUUAGUGGCAUAUACGCAGCUAUCUCCUCGAUUCCAAGGUGACAUUCUUCUCUCAGUGCUCACAUUGCUACGACAAACGUUGACAGUGGGCGUGGACAACAGGAAGUCUCAGUCGUUGUCAUUAGCUCGAGAAUGUCUCGCUCUGCUGGCAAUGCUGAUGCGAACCAUGCCAGUGUCCAGACUGGUACUGUAUCCUCAAGUGUACUGGGUUUCGCUCGCUCUGCUCACACAUUGUCGACAACAGCGUGAUAAUUCGCUGAGUAGCCCGUCACUACACGACGGAGCGCUGGAACUUCUAUCAAUUAUCUGGGAUCGCACACCUUUCACGAGUCAUACUGUGGUGCUGGACGUUAUCCGGUGCACGCGGCCAGCACAAUGGGAAUCUAAUACUGCCCACAACUCCGUACUGAUGGAAAUUGCACGCUGUAUAUACGCAGGCGAAAGCAUGGACAGUAGAGCACGAGCGAUGAACAUGAUGCAGAAGGCAGUACUGCUUGUCCCUCGUGACCUUCUUGGUGUAUCAAGCUAUGAGCACCUGGUAAUCUGUACACUUGCCCUGCUGCCAGCGUUGAUAACUCCGUCGAAUAAUGAUGACGAAGUUUGGGAAGACUUGAUCGUAUUGUGGCAGAUUACAGGAACGUCUCCAAGCGGUCAAAUGGUGGAACUUCUCCAGACUCGGGAUGGUAUCCAAGCAUCAACGUUGAUGACGGUAUUCGUCCCUGCGCUUUACGCUUUGGAACUGGAUGAAAACUCGUUUGACGGCUUGAAAUUGAGUCUGGAGGUGCUUGUAGCGUGCUUACCGUUGCCUGCAAGAGCCGAAUCUCCACGUACAGAGUCGACAGCCACAGAUCUGAACGACAAUCGCUGCGAGUUUGUGUUCGUUCUGCUUGAAGAAUUGCUUCAAGAAGUCUUGAGACGGAAGGAGAAACUAGCGUGGAGACCUGUACCAGAGCUGGAAGCCACUCUGGCAAGACUACUUCGAAGUCCGAGAAGCGAACGGCAGUGGAGAUUGGCCAUGAGAGUACUGAGUUGGGUGGCGGAGAUGACUAAAGUAGCUGGAUCGACAGGCUCAUCGGUGGCUCCGUUGCCUAUCAGAAGCUUAACGGGCCACAAAGCGUCCGAGUUGUCGGCUCUUGGACGCAUUGAAGAGUCAGAAAAUGAUCAUCCUGGCAGUUCAACCGAUGCAAAGACAAUUAAGAAAAAUCCACUGAUGCGAAUCGUGUCUCCACGAUCUCAACGCAGCAGCAGCAGCAAGAAAUCCGUCAAACACGUCGAAAAAUCCAACAACAAUGAAGUACCAAGAUCUCCAGAGCCUCUACCUAAAGAACCUGGCAACGAUAAUGACCACGGCUCGCCUACAGCAGAAACUGCAGACACUUGAAUGUAGCCAUGAUAACCUACAAAAGCACAAAAUACCAGAAGGAAAAAUAUAACAAGAC